AAGGUAAAGUAGGAAGUUUCCAUAUUCGUCUAACGUAGAGGGCGCUUUUCAACGGUUUUCUUCGUCAUUCCAUUCGUCUAAAAUUUCAAAGGAGACGUUUUUUACGCAAGACGAAUCUUCUGAAAAGGAAACGUCGUAAAUAGAAGAAUCCAUGCACAAGGACGACGAACUCUCUGGAAAAAUGGAUGAAGGUAGCGUUAGAUCUGUAUCGCUGUCGGGUGUAAGUUUACCAGUGAGAUGAAGAUGUUGGUCGAAAACUGCCUGUAAAAGGAAAACGCGACGAUGCAACGAUGAUGAAACGCCAAAGAUUUACUUACAACAGAGACAGGAAGUAGACGAAAGUAGGAAGAUUAACUCCAAGAUCGUAGGAUAUUCUUCCGGGGAGGAAGUUUUUAAUAUCUCGGUUACGAUAAAGGACAGAUUCGACUUCUCCAUAGCAGCACGACAAAUCUCAGACUUCACUGCGGAAGGAUCACCUGGCACAGUUCUGAUUAAUAAAGAACGAAGGGCUUCGUGCACUUUAAGGAGCUCUUGCUUCCUAGAGGUGGUCGAUUAGAAAACUCCAACAUCUGUUCGAGAUGCGAACGAUAAUCUUCUACGCUUUUUGCGUUCGUUGCUAAGAAUUCUAUUAUUUUUAUUACCAUUGGUUGAAGGAUACGUAAGCCCGAUCGCAAAGUUGUUCCUGAUAGUCAUACAACAGUCUAGAGAUUCGUGAUACGUCAUCUUUAGUGACUGGAUCGGAUAUAAGUCCGUGCAAUUUAUGUACAACAUAAUCCACGUCUAUUUCUCGACAUAGUUUUUCUUUGCCAAAUUUCGUAUUAUCAGGACAAGAACAUUUGAUUAUUUUUCGAGAAGAAAUGAAAUUCCGUUUUUCAUCCUGAUAUUUCUUCUUCCUCUCCAUCGAUACAAUUGUUAAGGAUCGUUAUGUUACCGCUAGACGGCUCCACCUUCGCUCGCUCCCUGGAUAGUAAUGGCUCUCUCGAUUGUGUGUGAUAGUAAAGGCGGUACGCCUUCAACAACGUUGAGAGAGCACCUGAGCGACGCGCGUGUGCCUCGUGCGAGAGAGCCGAGACGUUAGUACGAUCGCGACGCUGUCGUUGGCACAGCCGGCUAAAAAGUGAGUGUCCAACUCCCAUUCACUGUGUUUUUUUUCCUUUUUUUUUUCGAAGGACAAUGUGUAUCCUCGCAAGCAAGAGUUCAUCAUUGUUCUUAAACAUCUCAUAUUAACGAUAGAAAACAAACAAAGAGGAGUAAAAUAUACAUUUGUACAUUUUCUAUUUUAAAAGGUGAUCGAAGAGGCAUACAAAAAAUCAUUGGUGUACCAAAAAAAAGGUUCUUUCUUUUUCUGUCUCGGAAGAGAGUUUUGGUUAACGAACCGGUUCUGAGUGAACUCGUACACGUGAAAAGGGGUAGAACGUAGCUUUUCUCUCUCUCUCUCUCUCUCUCUCUCUCUCUUUCUCUCUAGAUAUACUAAGUAUUCAGAUUGAUCGAUCUUGCAUGAGUCCUUGGAGUGAAAGUGUGUCUGGAUUUUGAAAUCGACACCGUGGACAAGGUACUCGAAAUGUGAGGGAUUUAGCAACGGGUGACCUUGAUGGGCCGAGAGCACAGGAUGGUAGUUCGUUGAACCCGGAAGAAGCAAGAAAAACGUAGGCGAGAAUGGGACGACAGACACCUGGAUGAAGAUACAAGGUGAAGGCUAGCUUGGUAGAGGUAUUAAGAGGGUGUAAUGGCAAGCUGGAAAUGGAUACUGCCUAUGUGUCUGGCGGCACUAUGGACACUGGCGGAAGGUUAUCUCGCUGUACUGUCCUCGAGUACGCCAGUUGGUACCAUUGUUUUCGAGGCGGGAGUACCGCAGCUAGGUGGUCGCCGAAAAUACGAGGUCUCGAACGAACGGACAGCAUGGUUCGCACGAAAACUCCUCAAGGUUCAUCCCCACACUGGACGUGUGACAUUGGCUAAGCCAUUAAGUUGCGAAGGUCUUCAAUAUCCUCGAAUUUUCACCUUCUACGUGGACUCGACGAGUUCGAGAUUAGGCAGGCCAACCAUCGAUUAUUAUAGUUUGCCGUUAAGGAUAUUGAUAACCGGCUGUGGUGAGGAAAAUCGAGAUCUUGCUGCUACCAGAGGAUGGAUGGCAGAGACCUUGGCUUCUUAUGCUAUGCCAACUACGGAAAGGUUCAUCGAAGUCUGCUUGAGAACGUCGCAACUCGUUGCAGCUCUUAGAGACUUCCUACCACAGACUGCGCUGAAGGAAUGCGAGACCAGGUGGGGUGGCGUUGCCGAUCCUCGUUUUUUGAUCGAAGGAGCAGCCGGGGAUUUGGUCUCGGCGUCGGAACAAUGCCUGGUAGAUCCCCUAUGGAAGAUCUCCGUGUCUAUGAAUCUGAGAUGUGAUGCAGAGUCUCGUUUGGCGGAUGCGGAACAUCGUUUGAAAAUCGUAUUUCAUCAUCGGCAGCUCGACGAUACCGAUCUUGGUAGGAGAGUUAGGAGAGAGUUGAAAAAUCAAUCACCAUAUUUCGAGCAACCUCUCUACGUCGCAGCGAUUGAAGAGGAAAAAGAACCAGGUGUUUAUGUGACGUCCGUUCGUGCUAGGGAUCCCGAAGGCGGAACAGUACGAUAUUCCAUGAGUUCUAUCUUAGACGCUCGCUCACAGACGCUCUUGAUUCUGGACCCAGUUACUGGUAGAGUGAGCACACGUGCCAGAUUGGAUAGAGAAAGCGUCGAUGUACAUUACUUCCGAGUAUUGGCUGUGGACGACUCAUUUCCACCAAGAACAGGCACUACCACUCUUCAAGUGAACGUAUUGGAUGCAAACGAUCAUGCCCCCUGUUUCGAGUGGCCGGAAUACGAUGCAUCGGUUAGGGAAGGCGUACCGGUCGGUUCGACGGUCGUCACAGUAAAAGCGACCGAUCAGGAUACCGGCAGGAACGCCGACGUUGAAUACUCAAUCGUCUCGACAAGCGGCGGCGGUAUGACUGUUCAUGCUGAAGAUACCUCUACCUUCAGAAUCGAUCCACGUUCUGGUGUAGUUACCACGAGGAUGCCACUUGACAGAGAGAAGACCGAGAUCUAUACCGUGAUACUUUGUGUUUCCGACCUGGCAACCCCACCGUCGACGCGUAAAACCGCGAACGCCACGUUGAUCGUUCGUGUUCUUGAUGACAAUGAUAAUUAUCCUCAGUUCACCGAGCGCACAUUUUCCGUAGCGAUACCAGAGGAUCUAGAUUAUACUUCGAAUCCGAUCGUGGCUAGAAUAAGAGCAACUGAUGCAGAUGCGGGCAAUAACGCUGCCGUGAGAUACGCGAUAAUCGGUGGUAACACCCAGAAUACUUUCUCCAUCGACAACAUGAGCGGUGACGUUGCUCUCGUGAAGCCUCUAGACUACGAAUCAAUGAGGAGUUACAAGAUCGUAAUAAGGGCCCAGGACGGUGGAACACCACCGAGAUCGAACACCACUCAGCUCUUGGUCCACGUAAAAGACGUCAAUGACAAUGCACCAAGAUUUUAUACCAGUCAUUUUCAAGAUGCCGUUGCUGAGAACGUACCUAUCGGUUAUUCGGUACUUAAAGUUCAGGCUUACGAUGCCGACGAAGGUGUGAAUGCACAAAUUAAGUAUACCAUAGCUUCUCGCGACUUCUCCGGUGCGUCCACAGAUAAUUUUCCCAUCACCGUAAAUCCUGAUACCGGUUGGAUCUACACAACGAAACAGCUCGAUCGUGAAGAAUGUUCCAGGUAUCAAUUCACAGUAAUCGCCUCAGAUUCAGGCGAGGAAUCAAAAUCGGCAAGCGUCACCGUAAUCCUAACAGUUUCCGAUGUAAACGACAACGAUCCUUACUUCGAUCCAAAAAAUUACGACGCUGUAGUGUCGGAAGAUGAUCCACCAGGUACUCCUGUAACGUCUGUCACCGCUACAGAUCCUGACGAAGACGCGAAGAUACAUUAUGAGAUUACUGCUGGGAAUACGAGAGGUCGAUUUUCGAUAGCCUCUCAGAAUGGACGUGGCUUGAUCACGGUGGCUCAACCAUUAGAUUAUAAACAAGAAAAAAGAUUCGUAUUGACCGUGACAGCUUCGGAUAGUGGUGGAAGAACUGACACUGCUCUGGUAUACGUGAACGUUUCCGACGCGAACAAUUUUUCACCGGUUUUUGAGAAUGCUCCUUACUCGGUCUCGGUUUUCGAAGAUGCGCCAGUUGGUACGACUGUUUUAGUGGUCAGUGCCACUGAUUCUGACGUCGGUAAAAAUGCUCAAGUUACUUAUAGUCUUGGAACGGAUGGGGAUGAACAAGAAGCAGCAGAAUUUACGAUCAAUUCGCAGACCGGUGCGAUCACUACCACUCGAGCACUCGAUCGUGAAAAAGUUCCGGGCUACGUGUUAACUGUAACAGCUAGAGAUGGUGGGGUACCACCUCUUUCUGACACCACGGACAUUGAGAUCUCGGUUACGGACGUUAACGACAAUGCACCGAUGUUCGAAGCACCUCAAUAUCAAGGUUCUAUACCCGAAGAUGUUUUGGUUGGCACAAGCGUCCUCAGAGUCUCUGCUACCGAUGAGGACAUAGAUCUCAAUGGAAGGGUAAGAUACGCGUUGGAAGAUGACGGAGAUGGUGCCUUCGCGAUAGAUCCAACUACAGGAAUAGUGAGAACUUCCAAAUCGUUAGAUCGAGAAUCCGUUGCAAGGUACAUUCUAAAAGCUGUAGCUGCUGAUAGAGGUUCACCUUCGUUAUCUUCAGUGGUACCAGUUAUCGUAAAGAUCGAGGACGUUAAUGAUUCUCCUCCAGCUUUUGAAAACGAUAAGAUCGUACUUUACAUUGCUGAGAAUUCUCCAGUGGGCUCGACUGUGGGCGAGAUUUACGCCCACGAUCCUGACGAAGGCCCAAAUGCUGUUGUUCAGUAUUCUGUUAUCGGCGGUGAAGAUUCCAAUAGUUUUGCCUUGAAUGUAAGACCAGGUGGUGAUCGUGCUGAACUGGUCACUCUCGAAGAACUUGAUUACGAGUCACCAAAGAAGAAAUUUGAGUUGGUUGUUCGUGCAGCCUCUCCACCAUUGCGAUCAGAUGCUCUAGUGCAAAUUAUGGUAACAGAUGUCAACGACAACGCGCCAGUACUGAAAGAUUUUCAAAUAAUCUUCAAUAACUUCAAAGAUUUCUUUCCGACCACUGCAAUAGGCAAGAUACCGGCUGUAGAUGCCGACGUUACCGAUAAGCUGGUCUACAGCAUUCUCGCUGGUAACAAUGCUAAUCUGAUAGAUCUGAAUAAGACGACGGGUGAAAUACGUCUUUCGCCGCAAUUAAAUACAAAUGUACCACGAGUAGCAACGAUGGAGGUAUCCGUAACUGAUGGUGUCAACGAAGCAAAGGCUACCAUGACUCUGUCAGUACGAUUGAUCACGGACGAGAUGCUCUUGAAUUCGAUAACAGUUAGGCUCGACGAUAUGACGGUCGAAGCUUUCCUAAGCCCAUUAUUAGGAUAUUUCUUGGACGGUCUUGCUGCCAUUAUACCUUGUCCGAGAGAGAACAUUUUUUUAUUUAGCAUUCAAGAGGAUGCAAAUGUCCAAGGGAAGAUAUUGAACGUUAGUUUCUCGGCUCGUAAGGUCGAACCAGGUACAGCCGACGAGUUUUACAGUCCACAAUUUCUUCAAGAACGAGUUUAUUUGAAUCGUGGAAUCCUGGCGAGGCUUGCCACUGUCACAGUAUUACCCUUCGAUGAUAAUCUUUGUGUAAGGGAACCUUGUCUCAAUUUCGAGGAGUGUUUGACCGUAUUGAAGUUUGGAAAUGCUUCUGGGUUUGCCAGUAGCGAUACAGUACUCUUUCGGCCGAUUUAUCCAGUCACCACUUUCGCGUGCAAAUGUGCAAAAGGUUUUACCGGUAGCAGAGAAGCAUACUUGUGUGAUACAGAAGUGAAUUUGUGUUAUUCGAAUCCUUGUCAGAAUGGUGGAACUUGUCAUCGAAGGGAAGGUGGAUAUGCUUGUUCCUGCUCGCCCGAUUAUACUGGAGAAAAUUGUCAGAUCUCAUUAGACAAGAACACUUGCGCACCAGACAUCUGUAAAGGUGGUUCUCAGUGUACCAUUAAGAAUACAGGAGGGUUUACUUGCGAGGGAUGUCCAGUAAGAGUUCUAGAAAAUGUCACUCCUUUGUGUGAACUGAAAGCACGUAGCUUUGGACCAGCUACAUUCCUUACAUUUGCCUCGUUAAAACAACGGCACAGGCUCCAUUUGAGACUGAGGUUUGCUACAGAAUCGUCCGAUGGUCUACUUCUUUACAAUGGUCGUUACAACGAAAAACACGAUUUUGUGGCCUUAGAGAUCAUCGAAUCUCACGUACAAUUUAGUUUUUCGCUUGGGGAUGAGGUCACCAGAGCAUCAGCUGAAAUACCUGGAGGUGUAUCUGACGGACAAUGGCACGAGGUUGAAGUGUCUUACAUUAAUAAGACAGUGACGAUUUCUUUAGACAAUUGUGACGUUGCUUUGGCAUUAGAGCAUGGUGAAAGAUUAGGCCCAAAAUGGGCUUGCGCUGGAAGAAGCGAGCAAAUACUAGAAGAUCGUUGCGGUCUCAUCACGGAGACCUGUCAUCGAUUUUUAGAUUUAACAGGGCCUUUACAAUUAGGUGGCUUACCUGCCAUUCCCUCGAACUUUCCCGUUAGAACGAAGGACUUCGUUGGUUGUAUCAGCGAUCUUUACAUCGAUCAUAUAUUCGUCGAUUUAAACUCGUUCGUCGCGGAUAAUGGCACUAACGCUGGUUGCCCAGAAAAGAAUGCAUUUUGCUCUUCCAUACCAUGUAAAAACAACGGUGAGUGUCGCGAAGUCUGGGAUGGUUUUAUUUGCGAGUGUACUGAAAAUUUCGCUGGACCAACGUGCGAAGACGAGGUUGGGAAACCAUGGAAAUUUCAUGGUGAUGGCUUGUUGAACUUCAAUCCACUUCUUAGACCGAUUCAACUACCGUGGCUGACGGCACUCAGUUUAAGGACAAGGGCGAAACAUGCGUUCGUCAUGGCAGUACAAAUUGGACAAAAUAGUUCGGUCCUGUUGGAGAUUCGUGAUGGAAAAAUGGUAGCUUCGUUGGAUGGUACAGACAUCAUACGAACAUGGUAUAACAUUGCUGAUGGCGAAUGGCACAGGCUCGAAGUUCUUUGGCAAAGUGGUCACGUUUCUCUCGACAUGGAUUAUCGUGAUAAACCUUUGAAUUCACCGUUAGCCGCGAAAUUGCAAGGACUUUACGUAGGCAGGAUUUUAGUUGGUGGUCCAGAUCAAUCUAUAAACACUGAGUUACCAUUCUACGAUGGCUGUCUGCAAGAUCUUCGAAUCGGUACGAAUCAAAGCGUAUUGCAACGACCGACCGUUCAAGAGAACGUCGAAACUGGCUGCAUAUCCGAAUCUGUAUGCAGCAUAGACUGUCCAGAAGCAUCGAUUUGCGUAACGAAAUGGCAAGCAAGUGAAUGCGUUUGCGCGGCUGGUCGAGUUGGACGCAGCUGCGAGCUCGUUUGUGAUUUAAAUCCUUGUAACAAUACUGGUACAUGCGUCGAGGAAAAGGAAUUCCAUAAAGGAUAUAGAUGCGAUUGUAACUCACCGGAAUACUCUGGAGAUUAUUGCGAAAUAAAAGCAGAUCAACCUUGCCCAGCGACAUGGUGGGGAACGCCAGUCUGUGGACCUUGUCAUUGUGACGAAUCUAAAGGUUACGAUCCGGCUUGUAAUAAAACAACUGGCGAAUGCUAUUGCAAAGAGAAUCAUUAUCAACCACCGGGACAAAAGGAAUGUAUUCCCUGUGGAUGUUAUGCAAUUGGAAGUUUUGGACCGCGUUGCGAUACAGAAACUGGCCAGUGUCGUUGUCGUGUUGGUGUUAUCGGUCGUUCUUGUACAGCUUGUCCAAAUCCUUAUGCAGAAGUGACAUUGCAAGGUUGCGAGGUGAUCUAUGAUGGUUGCCCUAGGUCCUACUCAGAAGGUUUAUGGUGGCCUAGGACUAAAUUUGGAAUGACAGCUGUCGAGGAUUGUCCUGACACAGCGGAAGGGAAAACUUCGAGAUCUUGCGACGACAAAUUAGGUGGAUGGCAACCACCUGAUCUCUUCAAUUGUACAUCGGAGGCUUUCGUCGAACAGAGACAUCAGUUGGCCGCUUUGGAGGCUCAAGAUCUUAUGUUGAAUACGUAUGUAGCUGUAAAACUGGCCAAGGAUGUACACGAUGCCGCCAACGUUACGAAAAACAUGUAUGGCGCUGAUUUACUCGUCGCUGAAUCUCUAUUAAUUGCAUUGCUUCGUUACGAGGAGAGUCUCAUUGGCCUUAACUUGACUCACAGUCAGGACAAAGACUACGUAGCUAAUCUCGCUGGCAUAGCUAGUGCUAUUUUACAGACGAAAUAUGUCGAAAAUUGGAGAAGGAUCGAGUCCCUUAACGGUGACAGUCCUGACAAGAUUUUAAACGCAUUGGCCAGAUACUUGAACACAUUGACUGCGUCCCAGCACGAUACUUUUACCAGUCCCUUUGAAGUCGUUGAUCGUAAUAUAGUACUUGGAUUGGAUAUAGUAACUUCAGAAAGUCUCUUUGGUUUCGAAGCAGCGGAAUACAAAGAGGAUCCUUCGAUGUCUACCGCAAGGCCGUCGGAAGCAGAUCGAAAAGUCGUUUUGCCUGAUACCUCGGCGUUUCUAAGUACGACUACACAUUUCGGACCAUCGAUAAGUUUUCCAAAGUACAACAAUUACAUGGCAGAUCCAAAGAGAUUCGAUACACAUUCCAAGAUACAAGUACCUCUGAGUAUAUUGGGUAUUAAACCAUUGGCACAAGGAGAACUGAACGUGAGAAAUAGUUUGAGCAAUCGUAAGGCUGUACUGAGUUAUGUCCAAUAUAAAGAAUUAGGUUCGCUUUUACCUCAACGUUUCGAUGAUUCGGUGGCUGUUAGAUGGGGUGUUGAGGUGUCAGUAGGGUCACCUGUGAUGACUGUAUCAGUUUUGGUACCGUCCAAAAAUGGUUACGAAUCGAUGACUGGAAUUCCAUUGCAAUCACCGGUACAAGUAAGAUUGUGGCUAAGUGAGAACGACGAUUUUAAGACGCGAACCAAUCCACAAUGUGUUCAUUGGAAUACAGCGAAAGGAACCGGAGAAUGGAGUCGAAUGGGAUGUACAACGGAAAUAGAGGACAAUAGUUUGUCCUAUGGUUCAAUCGUCAAUUGUUCCUGUCUAAAGUUGUCGACUUUCGCUGUAUUAACAGAUGUAUUGGACCUCGAAUACGUGCCUGAACCAUCCCUGUUAGAGGAUGUUACCAGUUACAGUGCUUUCAUGCUCGCCCUACCACUUCUACUUUCAGCCCUGCUCAUUUUAGCUUUGAUACGUGGCACAGGAACGAAUUCAAACAGCAUUCACAAAAACCUUGUUCUCUGUGUGUUCCUCGGCGAAACAUUGUACCUGAUAGCUCUCAAAGCAAGAAGCCCACUGGUUACCAACGAAUUUCCAUGCAAAUUGACUGCAAUUGGUUUGCAUUAUGCUUGGCUAAGUACCUUCGCUUGGACUUUAGUCGAUUCUAUUCAUCUUUAUCGAAUGCUCACUGAAAUGAGGGACGUCAAUCAUGGACAGAUGAGAUUUUAUUACACGAUGGGUUAUGGCAUGCCUGCAGUUAUCGUUGGUUUGACGAUAGGCGUCAGAGCAGAUCAAUAUGGAAAUUUUUAUUUUUGUUGGCUGUCGAUCUACGAAACUGUAAUCUGGUCUUUGAUAGGACCAGUUUGCGUGGCAAUUUUCGUCAAUUUUUGUAUUCUUGUCAUGUCUAUAAGAGCAGCGUUUACAUUGAAGGAACACAUUAUGGGUUUUGGUAAUCUGAGGACGUUACUUUGGUUAUCCGUUGCGUCAUUGCCCUUGCUUGGUUCCACAUGGACUUUGGCAGUCUUGAAUGCUUCAGAGACGUCACCGACUUUGUCGUAUUUGCUCAGUGUUGCUAUUGUCGUUCAUGCUGCGUUCAGUCUGAUUGGAUAUUGCUUCAUCAAUGGUAGAGUGAGAAGGAAUUUGUACCUGAGUCUUUUGAGAUGCGUUGGGAAAAAGGCACCCCUAUUGGAAGGUAGCAUGGCUAAUGGAAGCAGUAGUCAAAAUGUUAAUGGUCAUUCAAGAUCAGCAUUAGCUUACUCGUCGACGUACAGUGGAGCCGAAUCAGUAUGCAGAAGAGUUCAUGUAGGAGUAUCGACGAGUAGUACGACAUCACGAAGUACAAAUAAAACUGGUUCUAGCCCUUACCGCAGUGAUACACAUUUGAGACACACGUCAACGUCAACCAGCAAUUACAAUAGCGAUCGAGAUCCCUACAUGUCGUCCAGGAGUCAACGAUCGGUUGUACAUCCUCGACAAGAGUCGAAUGAGUCGAGAAAUCCACGAAGAGAUUCGGAAUCCGAUUCCGAUGGUUCUCAAGCCGAAGGUGGUGGUAGAAGCCUAGAUCUUGCGAGUUCCCAUAGUUCUGACGAAGAUGACGUUACUUCAAGGUCUCACAGGAACAUGGGUGUAUCGGCUCAACAACCAGUAGCUCAUAGCUACCUUCCAAACAUACACAGUAAUCCUGCUGAACACCUAAACAUACUUUGUUCGAACGCUGAACUAUUUCCAAAUAUAAAACCAAUUUAUGCACCGAGAUGGAGUUCACAACUGCCAGAAGCCUAUCUCUCAUCUAAUGUGAUGGACGUUCGAGGAAGUCAAUGGUCAGGCGGUACCAUGUCAGACAACGAGAUGGCCUCCAACAAAACGUCGAGUCCAAAUCCAUUACCUUAUCCUGAGAUGAAUUCACCACAAAAGAGUCAGUUAGAUGAGAAUUAUUCUGAGGGAGAAGAGAAGAUACAUCACGUUGGUGAAAAAUAUCUCUUCCCUUACACUGCUGAAGAGGAUCAUACGAUAUCACCUACACCGUACAUGCUAUCAAUGUCUACACGAAUUCUUGCUUCGAGCAUGAGCCAUCAUUCCCAAAACUCAAAUCACGAGAACAUGAGUGGUUCUGAGAGGUAUGGUAGCCUAAAGAGAGGUCAAAGUUUGCAUGGAUCUCAACAUGACAAUAUGAGUGGCUCGGAAAGGUAUGGAAGUUUAAAGAGAGGCAAGAUAACUCCAACCGUAUUGGAGGAUGCACCAGAAUUCAUUCUACCGAUGAGUGGUAGGAUAUUGUCGAGCUCGUUGACGCAUGAUCUUCAACAUAGUAACGAAUUAGCGGCUCUGAGACAGCAGCAGCAACAACAGCAAUACGAGCAGACGAUCACUGAGACUGACGAGGAGGAAGGAUACUAACGCGGAAACGUCCGUAUGAUCGUCGCGACGUGUCGCAUACAAAAAGAUAUCGUACAAAUUAAAAGAGUUAGCGAUUAGGAUCGAAGUGGUUUCAAUCGAUAAUUUCUAUCGCUCGAAUAACUUUGCAAAUCGUUGGAAGAAGAAUGGAAGGAAAAUUCGAACGAUUGAAAUCUAAAUCGUAAGCCACGAUGUAUAUCGAUAAGUUUUAAAAGAAGAGGCCAUGACUGUACUUAUAAACUUAGCCAUAUUUUAAUUAGCACGUAUGUGUGAGUGCCUGUUGAUAUAAACUAUAUAUAUAUAUUUAGUACAUACACAUAUAUAUAUAUAUAUAGUAUACGCUUGUUAUUUCAAUUCGAGUAAUUUAGAGCUCCAAUUUUGCGAGCACUUGCAUCCAGCGUCCGUAAAUGAAAAAUCAUAAAAAGUAAUAUAAGAAAAGAAUAAUAAGAAUAAUAAAUAAAUAAAGGAGAGAAAAAUAAAAGGAUAAUCGAUAAAUCGGACGCUCGAUGAUAAACUGAUCUCUAGCUCAUCUUAUCAUUAAUGUACUUAGUAUCAUCCCCCCGUCGUAAUUUAAUUUCUCCAUUGAAUAUUCGUGCAAUGUAUACAUUUUACUUCUCUCUCUCUCUCUCUCUCUCUCUCUCUCUCUCUCUCUCUCUCUCUCUCUCUUUUUCUCUUUCUCUCUCAGUCUCUACAAUUAGAUUCUAUUACAUACGUUUUAAGUAUUUACAGUCCUCUUUUCUACAUGCCAUGAGAGAUAACGUAAAUCGAUCGAUCGCAUCGUUAACUGCGCCGCGUUUUCGUACUUUUGUAUAUAUUUAUAUGGAAAGAAAAAGAAACAGUAUGUGGAAAAGAAUAUAUAAUUUAUAUACCCUCGUUCGACGAAUCCUUUUGCCUUUUACGUUAUGGCGAUUAUUUCUUAAAAAAAAAAAAAAAGGAAAAAAAGAAAAAAGAAAAGAAAAAGUACAUUCGCGAUAUGCUCGAAUAUCCAUCACCAGUCGAUGAUCGUUAUUGAUAAAAAUGACUUUUUAUUCCUUAUUGAAAAUAUAAAUAAAUUACAAAAUAUAGCUAGGUUAAUACUCGGAAGAACGUUGUCUUUAACAUAAAGUCAAUGCACCGUGUUUUCCUGUGCUCGAUUAUUAUCGUUCUUGGCGUAGUUACUAUUAGAUAUUUAUUUUUGUAUUAACUUUUUUGCAUUUCCCUUUCAUCUUUGCAUGGCACAGAUUAUCGUUGAUUAAAAAUAAUCAUAUAUAAAUAAUAGCCGAUCGAUAUAGGGCACUUUGACACGGUGCAUUUGCUAAGGUACGUUAUACGCAGGUGGGUAUAAUCCAUUUCGAGUUACGCCAUAGAAGAUUUCAUUUAGAUUACAUUAGACAAUAGAUUCAUCUUAACGAUAUCUGCAUAUGUAUAUUUUGAGUUUUGUGCAAAUGAUUUGCCAAACAAAUCCUCCAAUCUUUUCUUUCAAUCUUUUUUCCAAUUUUCCUUUCGUUCUUUCUUUUUUUUUUGUUUUUUUUUUUUUUUUUUUUUUUUUUUUUUUUUUUUUUUUUUUUUUUUUUACUUUAUUAUUGUUCUUCUUAUCAUUAGAUCAUCACCAAUUAUAGAAUCAUUAAAAGGGAUGUUGUAAUCGUACUUAAUCUUAACAAUGAACUAUCCAAGAUAUCGGAUUUGCCGGACUAUGGCACUUACACAUUAUUAUUAUUAUUAUUAUUAUUAUUAUUAUUAUUAUUAUUCUUAUUAUUAUUGUUAUUAUUAUUAUUAUUAUUAUUAAUAUUAUUAUUAUUAUUAUUAUUAUUAUUAUUAUUAUUAUUAUUAUUAUUAUUAUUAUUAUUAUUAUGACUAAUCGCUAAGGACUAGGAGAUACGUCAUUGCUACACAGUACUCUCUGUGUCCGAUGCUACGGACAAUGUUUGCAUUUUUGGUACAGAAUAGUUCUCCGUAUGUCCAUGAUAACCACCUGAUCGACUCCUUUCCAAAGUUGAUGGUGCAGAUGGGGUAUCUUGAUGAGCUUUGGGAGGAAUUGGUGGAGGGCUUACCUAUAAUUUAGAUAUAACAAAUUCAAUGAAAUGUAGGCCAAAAUCGCAAAUGAUUUCAAUUUGUAUUCAAAUUUAAAUUUAAAACUAAUUAUUCCAUUACCUCUUGAGCGGAAAGGGAAUUCGAUCCCUGGAAUGUACCACUAGGGAAACUACCCGUAGAAACAUUGAGAGAAUUUAUCAUAGACGGUGGUGAGAUGUUCAUUAUGUCGUUACACCUUGUGCGUGGUUCACAGUCCUCGUAACUGAGAUUAUUUAAAUUAGUUAAGUGAGACUGGAAGUCUAACAAACUGGUCGUUGAGAUACCACUAUCUCGAAGAUCGUUCGGUUCGUUUUGAGUUUCUGAAUCGUCGUCCGUACUCCACUCUGUAUUACGUUUGUAUGCCAAUCUUUUUGGUGGUGCUGGAGGUACAACAGUAUUUGUAUUAUUAUCUCUUUUGUCGGGAGCUGAAAUGCGAAUUCGGGUGCAUUAGUUUUUUUUUUUUCUUUUUUUUUUCUCUCUAAAAAUUCAAAUACGAAUAUGUAUUUGCUGUUCUCUUCUUAAAGAAAAUGCACUUACUGCAGCCUCUAGGUGGUAAUGGCGGUGCUGGUUCUGGACCAGGCUCACUCCAAGAACUUCUCAAGCCAUUUUGAUCAACCCCGUCUGUCGGAGUUGGCAAAGAAUGCCUUAGUGGUAAUUUUGGACUCAAUGGUUUACUUAGAGUUCUUUGAUGAGUAGGUCUAGGUGGUGUUGAUCCAUAACCGACGGAUCUUGGCCUUACUUCUCGUUGUGGAAUAGGCGGUGGUGCACCAUCGACUCUAGAAUAAAAUCUUUCAUCUUCUGGUAGGCCAUCGCUCUCAGCAUGAGAUAUUCUUGAACCUACGUUUUCCAAAGUCGCUGGCCUUUGUUUCUCGUUGAUAGGUAAGGGUGGCAAUGGUGAACUGAAAAAAAUAUUAAGAGUCUAAUGUAAUAGGAAAGUAAAAAAGAUAAUUCGAUGAAUUUAAAGUAGGAUUUAUCAAUAAAAAAAAUAUCAUCUUUAUGAUAAGAAACUUCAUAUAUUUUAUUUACAAAAAAUGUAUGAGAGAUAUGUAACGAUCGAUUACUUGACUAUGCUAUCCUGAUGAAUCGUUCGCUGUCUGGCAAGUGGGCCAAGACCUUGCUUCAAUUGAGUGAAUCGUUCGAUCAGUCUUUUGUGUAAUGGUUGAACACCGGUAGGUGCUAUUUGACCAUGCAAAACCAAUCCAGACUCUAGGACACUCAUUUGAUCAAGUAUUAAAUUUUUCAGCCGAUUCACGUGCGGUACCAUGUCCGGAUUUUGCCUGGCGAACUCAGUAGUCAAAAAUGCUUCCUGAUACUUCGUUAUUCCACCCAUAACGUUGGCAUCGAUUAUACCUUGUAGCCUCAUACUGAACGGAUUGAUGUUUCUAUGAGGCUCAGCUGUGUACUGAGCAACGAGUCUUCUCAGUUCUCUUUCGACGGAUUGCAUCGUUUCACAAGCAUACUGGACCGGUGCCAAAAGCUCCGAUCUUUUCUCAAUCACUUCGAACCACCUCAAAAUACCUGGCAGCUUCGCCUCGGUAGUUAGAGUUGUUCUCUCGAUCCAGAGUGAUUUAAAUUCAUUUUCACGAUCAACAGGGCCUCGAUGAAGUGGCCGGUCGAACGUAAAUCUUCGCACGUCAUUUACCAAAUAAAAUGCUACCACACGUUCUGGUAUUUCUGCUCCGCUACAUGCCAAACUACCUUCUUCCGGUAUUGGUUUUACAUUGCAUAUCUGUAUAUCUGAAGAAGUGAAAAAACGAAUUAGAUGAUAUCGAUUGUCUUGAAUUUUUAUGUUAUUAUCGCAGUUAGAAUGUAAGAAGAAAUUUCGAAAUCGUACAUUGACCCUCGGACGUUAGAAUACUCUCAUCCGGUGGUGAAUUUUUCAUCAAUAUUUGUGCGCUUGGGAAUUCAGUUUGCAAUCUUUGAGUGAACGCCCCUAUUCUCUCGUAUUCCAGGCCACGAUAAAUGAAUAAUUUAUUCUGAUAAGCGAAUCCAAAUAUUAGAUUUUAAUUUUUACACGUUAUAUAUUAUUAACGUUUUAAUUUGUUUAGAGACUUACUCUAACGAAAAGUGGAAAACUUAAACCGUAAAAGCCAACUCUGAAGUAUUCCGGUUCUGGCCUAAGUUGAGUCAAGAUAUUGUCCAAGAAUUUAGCUUGUAGUUUCAAUACGUGACUGAGCUUGGCGUAAUCGUAAAGUCUGGUUUCGUACAAAAUAGCCAAUUCCUUGCAAAGAGGUAUACCCUUUUCCCAACAUUUACCACGGUCCAAGUAAUGAAUGAUCUUGUGAUAAAGGACUUCCUUUCUUUGCCAUUCCGGUUGUUGAGGAUGUGCAUGAUCGGAUGGUAAAACGUUUGAGCCCCAUCCUAAUUGAUCGGCAUACAAUUUCAUUGUGAAUCCAGCUUCCGUGUAAUUCUCAGCGGCAAGAUGAAGAUCGUGCAACUUGUAGAUGUAACGUAGAUACAUCUCCUUACGAUUGAACUCAUUCUUAUAAAAGUUCUGCAAAAAGUACAACAAUAUACCCAUGUUUUAUUGAAACGAUAUAAUAACGAUGAUCGAAAGUCGUCGAAAUACUACUGUCGGUUCAUACGGAACGAUGUAUUUCCCGUUCAAAUGCGAGAGAUAAGUGCUAAGUAUCAAUCUAAAAUUGUACAACGAUGUGCAAGCCAUGUGCAAGCUUCGUUAACUACUAGCAGAUGGAACCUUCUACAUAUAUCUGCUAACGGUGUCUAAUAUGAUUAACACGUAAAAUAUCACCGUAAGAGAUUAAACAACUGAAUAAUUGGCAAUGUUGGACGUGCUGUUAUAUAUCGUCGAGAUAAACUCACCAAUAAAUUCACCGUACAUGACAUACGUUUGUCACGAUUUUCAUCGCCCUGUAUAACGCUACGAUAAUCCAAAAGUCUUUCCAAUAAGCGAGUAAUCGACGUGAUGAACGCAGUUCCACUAUCUUUCCAAGCUGGAUCCUCUGACUGAACUCUAUCCAACAAUCUGUAAGAGAAUAGAAGAGAGAAUGAAGAAUGAUAUUAAAUGGAUUAAAGAUUCGUUUGCAUUGGGAACAAACUUACACAGCACUAAGAUGUUCCCUAACGUAGCAUGAAAGUAUAAUUACAACAUGUGAUUAUGAAGUACGCAUUAAACGACGAACAUGUUCAUUUAUGAAUUAUUAAAGAAGAGAAAUAUACUCGAUACUUACAUCGUAUUGAACAAUUGUCUGUAUUCGUCGUCACCCUUAUUCUCACUGAUGAGUAUGUCCAAUUUGUCUAUAAGUUCCGACUCGACGGAUUUGAAGCUACCGCGUGCACGUUGUUCACACUCCAUCAUGUCAAAAAAGAUAUGUAAAGUUGCCUUUCUCAAUUCACUUUCUGGAACGAGGGUGACCUCGAGGAAAGGUCCAACCAUACCAGGAAUAAAUUCGAGCUUCCGAUCGCCCAAAUUCGACCACAUCGACAAUAUCUGAAAGCCCAUCAGCACUCUCAUAUCGCCGUAUUUCUCAACGAUCUUCUCGCGUUUAACUUCGGAAAAUUGUUCCAAUUGAAGAGAAGGUUGCGUUAGAUAGGCUACCGCCAAAUUAAAAUACGUCGACCAAAGUUGCGAAUCAAAACUGCUAUGAAGAAAACGAAAGGCCAAGGGUUGAGCAAGCUCUUGCAAAGAUUUCAAUAUGACGUUGUUAGCUUGCAUCCUGAUGACCAACCAAUCAGGUGGAAAAACUUCUUGCUUAACGAGAUCGCGUAGGACUAAGAAGACUCUCACAAGAAAAUCUUUAAGGGCUUUUCGUUCAGAACCAUGAGACAGUUCCUCCCAUAAACGUGAAUAAUGAUACUCGUCCAAAAGUUGAAGUAGUCCUAUCAAACAGGCGACUAAACACCCAAGUACUGGACCAUUUGCAUUGAUUACUAUGAGUAUAGUUUGUACCAAUACGUCGAGAAUGGAUAGACAGAGUGUUUCGACGUCAUGAUGAAUACAGUUGUUAACCUUAUUCGUAUCUCUGCCUCUCUUGUGAAGAAAACUCAGUAUCUCACCGAGAAUAUCAGUGCAGGUACGAAGUUCCUCUCGUCUGGCCAAAUGAAUCCUCAGAUGUCUACAGAUCGUUACCAAUAAGAGAUUUCUACUUUCGUCGUCUUCGCGAAACAAACUGGACGUCGUUAAGUUCUUGAUGGCAAUUAAUUUAGCUUGUGUCAGUUGUAACGGUGGUUCUCGGGGUACAGAGUCCAACAUCGUACACGUUAACUUAGCAACUUCGAGAACAGGUAAUACGGCUACCAAUUGCUCGAAUACAGCUGCGAUUGAAAGUAGCAAAGCUAUUUGUGAAAGUAGAACCAUGUCGUACGGUAUACCCAACAUCUUGUUCAAUGCAGAAAAAACACAAUAGAGAUCUCUUUUGAAACUGUCCUCGUAUUGGCCGGCCGUGGCACGAGCAAAAAGCAAUCGGCUUUGUAUAAUAAAUUUAAAGAUAUAUUCUAAAGAUCUGAAACAUUUCAUUAUUGGUUCCUGUUUCUCAGCCGCUGUCACCCAAUCGGCACAGUGUUGUACACUACUCAAAAGACCCUUGUAGACCAAAGCUGCGGCAAAGUGUCCAGAGAUAUAAGCAUCCAUAACUGGCUUGAAGUGUUCGAACUUGGAAUCCUCGAGUAAACUGAAUAUUGAGACGAGUACUUGAAAUACCAAUCCUGAAUGUGCCGUAGAAUUACCAUCCUCGGUAUGAAACAUUGAAAACAAAGCAUCCAAUAUAUCCUGAAGGAACUUUACUAAUUCCUCGCCAUCCAGCCUGAGAACUCGUCCUAAUGCUUCAGAUAUAUGUUCAGGAUGAGCUUUCCAUUGAAGGAGACUCAACAGAUCAACGUUCUGAGUGAGCUUCGUACUACAGAGAAGAGUGUGCACGAAUACAGCUUCUUUGGUUGAUCUGCUGAAAGGUGAUGUACCUGAAAAUAUUCAUUGAUUAGAAAAAUAUAUAUUUUUUCUAAGUAAUAUUAUGAAAAUAUUUCGAUGAUAAAUCGACUUUUUUCAACUUCAUAGGCACAAAAUCUUCGUCUUCUCUUAAGGGACUUGUAAAUAAAUCUUAAAUUCACCUGUAGCGCUCGGUUCUCGAGCACAGCUUGGCAAAGAUAGGUAGCUAAGUGAAUCUAAUUUCGCUCGUUCUUCGCACUUGUAGAUGUACAGUUCGUGAGAGCCAUCUUGAAGCGUAGCACCGCCAGGUUCCAUUAAGCGUACAAAAGCGAAAGCAAAAAGUUUCUUAUCGUUUUUCUCUCGAGCUGGAAGUUAAGCAGAUCGAACUAUUACUUGGAUAAGUUUAAGGAUCUGAAAAGUAUCGUAUAAACUAUCGAAACUAUCUCGUUUCUUAAUAAUUCUAAAGAACACUCACUUGAACAAUGACGAAAUUCAAAACGCACGUGACUGCCAUAGAACUUGUCAAUCGGUAUAGCUAAUCUUACAGUUUCUGCCCACGAUGGACUAUUGUGAUGAUAUAUAACUAAACUUUGAUAUUCAGAACUGCCAUCCAUUCCCGCUGCGCCAAACAAACAUCCUUCUAAUGGUUGUCCUUCGGCAUCCAAAACUAGGAUAGUAACCUAUUGGAGAAGAAAUUGGAGAAUUUCAGAUUAAGAAGAUUAGGGAUAUAAUAUGAAGCAUCAUCAAGAACUAACCUCAAUAUUUUUGCCGGUCGAUUUUCCACCACGUUCGAACUCACCACGUUCGAGCUUCAAAUACAAAUCGUUUCUAACAUCACCGGGCAUUAUGACGUCGGAGAAACCAAGCUUCUUCGUAAGGCAAAUGUUCUUGAAGAGUAAUGGAUUUUCUUGUCGCACCUGAGAUAAUUCACCGUGAAGCACUCUAAAGGAUACUAUUAUACCAUAAUUUGGUUGACCAGGAAGUGGAGUACAUUUGUUAUUACGAAUAAUUUGGUCGUGCAAUUGAUGAAACUCUUUCUCUUCACCUUGGUAUACCUGGACGAAUAGUACAAGUAUAGAAAACUCGUAAUUACAGUCAACUUUCCAUUAGGUAGUUGAUUACAUCGUAUUGUCGAUCAAUUAAUCGUUCAUGAAAGGAUUAACGAGCCAAGCCAGUUUACCUUAAAGGGCAAUUCAAGCUCCUCCGCGUGAUCUUGAGUAGCAUCAGCUAAAGAAAGUACCGCGACCCCAUGAGGUCUUCUGUAAACGGCACUUCCUGUCUUGUUUUUGCCAGAAUCAGAAUAUAGCAUUCUACCACAGCGCAUAACGUGCGCAACCAUGUAAAGAUCACGGCUCAAAUCGGCAUUACCAAGAUCCGUGAAGAUCGUACAAUUGCUGUGUAAUUUUUCAAUGUAAUUCGAGAAGCCUUCCUUCGAUAUUCGUACCAAGAAACGCUCGCUCAAAUAUUGUCCCCUUUUUGCAUCGUAAAGAGAAAAAUAAAUCUCAGUGUCCUCGCCGACCGAGUGACCAAAGUCUCGCAUGCAGAAAUAAAGAUGAUGCGUUAAAACUUUCUUAUGUUCUUUGCGCUUCAAAGUGCCUCUUGCCGAUGCACCUUGCGAGUUUUCGGCACUCUGAACGUGCUGCGAAAAUAUUCGAGUUUUCAUGAAUUAAAAGAUUCUCAACUUAUACAAUGUAAUGAGAGGCAAACAACCUCUUAGAAUUUUUAUCAAAGAAUUAUAACGAUUAUGCAUCAUAUGAUAAAUAAUUACCACAUGGUAGAGUUCGACGACGGACAUAGUAUCUGGAUCCACCAUAUGUGCACCUUGACGUGGUACCAGGUCCAAGCCAAGUUUUCUGAAACGUACGGGACAUGUCCGUCCAAUUAAAAACUCUCAUAAAUAUUAUUAUCGCGAUCAAAUAAGUUUAAUAAGAUAAGUUGAAGUGAAAUAUUUAUUCAGCUGAAUUCAAAUCAUAAAAGCAUUUCAUCAAAUUAUAAAAGAGACGCACGAGAUGUAAGUACGUCACAAGUUGCGUCAUAUUUUGGACUUAUGCUUUUGGAAGAAUCCAAAGGUACUUCCUCUGACCCAGGUCGACCGCAUGCCAUAGGUACCUACGUGUUCUCGAACACGAUGGGUUCCAUCAGGACCGUAUUAGUAGGGUUCUCACGUGGGCUUUUUGCGAUGCAGGAAUGUAACUUAAGCGAUUGGCAUUCGAUUCACAUAAUUUAAUCGUCUGCGGGAUUAACCGCAAGCGUUUCUAACGUUUGCGUUGAUGAUCGAUGCGAUCUCGUGGGAAAAAAAAAAAAAAAAAAAAAAAAAAAAAAAAAAAAAAAAGGAAGAUUAGAAAAAAAAAAGAAAAGAUAGAAAAAAUAAAUUGAAAAGACGAAAGACGAUAAUUUUAUCCAGAGGAAAUGCACGUACAAUGUAUACAUAGUAUAUAUACAUCUACAUUACGUUCCCUUCAAUGGGAGUGUUAACGUAAUAAUGUGGAAAGAUUGGAUUAAAGUUAUCUACGUAGUAAGUAAUACGACCCUGAGGGUCCCGAAAGAUUCCCCUCCAGGGCAAGCUUGAUGGAAUGCAGGUGAGCAAGCAGACUUCGAUGCAUGGAGACAGGUUCAGGGAACGUGUACAACGUCGUUGGGACCUAUGGCCCGUUCCAAAGAUAUUGGAUAUAUUCAAGAAAGGAGAGGACCCAUGAACCUGCUUGCAAAAUUACUUUCAACGCUUACUGCCACCACAUCUUUCUUUCUAUUAUAUCGUUUCGCAAGUAUUCCGGAUAAUUUUAAUUUCUAAAAUAUUAUAUAAAAAUGGAUUUAAUAAUUAGAUAAUAGAUAAACAAAAGAGCAAUUUUAGAUUAUGACUCGUUAAUAUUAGAUUUAAUGGAACAUCCUGGAAUCAGGAGUCCUAUGCCUGGUCGAUAACGUAGGAAAUUGUCCCGUCGUGAUUCAAUUUCCUUUUCUAUUUCCGAAUCGAUUUGCAAUGACAGUUUGGUUAAAAACAUUUUGAUCGACAGUACAGAUGUAGUCAUAUGCAUCUAAUACGUCGCCACCGGAAAUAUCUGCAGUAUACAUUCUAAAAAGAAAAUAUGCGUAUGUUAACAUCAUGAUCUCGGAACAACUAAAGAAAAUAAUCCUACCUACCUAUAUAUAAUAUAAUAUCUGCAUGGAUUUACGUCGUAUUACGAGUACUCGUGCGACUGCAUCUAUAACCGUUGCAAUCACAUGCUCAUGCUAGAGCAAAAGGUAGUGAUAAUAGAUGUCAGGGCCAAAUCUCAAAGCCCCCCACGAUCUCAAUUAGACCAAAUCGCGAACGAUUAAGCGCGAUUACUCUCGCGAAGCUUUCAAUUUUUACCAUUUGCAGUCUGUAAACGUAGCACCGUUGCUAUUAUUAACAUUUUAUUCCCUUGCACGAGAUAUACCGGGAUUAUUUUUCAUAUAUACGUACGAAUGAUUUGGCUAAGUUUAUUUUUAAAUUGGAAAUGAUACUUCGUCGUACAUCGCACAAUGUACGUACAUUUUUAUUAAUCAUAUAAUAAUAUUGAAUAUUUUAAGCUUAGUGAAUCUUUAUUAUAUAUGAAAAUACAAUCAUCCUGUAUUACGCAUGCGAGAUAUUAUGCAUCGUUACAUUCUUGGAAGCAUUGCUUUCAAGAGGACGUUUUGAAAUCCAUUGGGAAUCUUUGAGAAAUAUACCACAAGUCGAUCCGGAUCAUUCCUUUUAGGUAGUCAAGUUUCUGAAGGUAAUAGAAAUACCAUAAUGAUCCUACAAUUUCUUCAAAUACACCAUGUAAAGGGAAAACAUCAAAAAAUAUAAUUUUAUUAGAAGCUUCUAAAAUGGUGAAAAAAAAAUAAAUGAUAACCGUUCAUUUCAGAUCGGAGGGUGUACUCGUAAAGCGCGUACGUUUAGAUUUCUUGUAGCCUUUCUUGCUGACUUUUAUGAUGAGCUUCGGCUUGCUACGGCCCUGGGGGUUCUCCGUUCCUAUACUGUGCUACACGCUGACGCAAAAAGAAAGGAAAAAGUUGUGGGUGAACGGUGGAUCUCAACGCUGUUACGCAGACGAGGAGAGUAUCCUGCGUACUACAGCGUUACUUCAACGAAGAAAGGAAAAGGGAGAGACAGAAAGAGAGAGAGAGAGAGAGAGAGAGAGGUGUAGGUAGGGAGAGAACAGGGUAGUGCACGCGAGACAGAGCCGCAGGUCACGCUAAUUAGAAAUAAUAAUAAUUACUCCGACGUAGAUAAUAAAUGUUGGCCGUUCAUCCGAGGUCGUAUUAUAACAAGGAAGAAAGAUAAAUGCGAAGAAAGAACGAUAAUUGAACUAUUCCGUUUGGGGACAGGAACAAAAGUCUUUUUCAUCCGUACGAAUCAAUGUGAUUUCGUAAUAUGCGCCAAUAGAAAUCUCAUGAUCGUUCCUAUCACUUUGAUUAUUAACUCCCAUAGACAUAUAAAAUGUAUAAAAUGUUUGUCCCAUAAUUCGUCCAGACUUCUUAGUUCUUAUCGCUUUGAUUAUUAACUCCCAUAGAGACGUAUAAAAUGUAUAAAAUGCUCGUCCCAUGAUUCGUCCAGAGUUGUUAGAUUCGUUAAGACAUUAGAAAUCUCGUAAUUUUCUACUCUCACGUUGAGAAGUCAGACGUUGUAAAAAUAAAAGAAAUAGAGAAAGAGAAAGAAUAUCGGAACGCAGCCUUUAAAGAGGUAAAGCGAGCCCUCUUACGGGGGAACAGGUUCUCGGCAUGGAUACCGUGUAUUCACCGAGCUGAAAACCUUGGCCAACGAGUAAACGGACCGAAGAAAGAGAAGGAGUCGUGCAUCUCUUUUCCCUUCGUAUAUAUACUCGCACGAUGUCUGUCGUGACUGCGGUCUUUCCGCAUGGUCAUACGAUACAACAAGACGAGACUCCAAAAGCAAACUCGUAUAUAAUGCAGCUUCAAAUCGAAAAUUCGUGGGUAACACGAGAACCUUUGCUAACUAAUCGUUAUAUUUCUUGUAUACUUUAUAAUUUCUUAGAAUAACAUGGUCACCCUGUAAAUACUUUUAUUUUAUUUGCAUUGAUAAUAAAUGUUUACGAUUAAAACAAGAUCUUUAACUUGUUUAAUCAUAAACGUUUAUUAUUAUUUUUCUUAGGAAAACGAAGAAAUUAAGUACUUACUUUUUAUCGUAUUAAACUAUAUCAUACAAACUUCGAAAGUAUAUGCUUAUAUAUAUAUCUGUAUAUAAUAAUAAUAAUGAUAAUAAUAAUAAUAAUAAUAAUAAUAAUAAUAGUAAUAAUAAUAUAAUAAAAUAAAUAAAUAUAGUAAAUAAAAAUUGUUUAAUAGUAAUUAAAAGUACACAUGUAGAUUUAGAGAAAGAGAGAGAGAGAGAGAGAGAGGAGGAGGGGCUAACGUACGCACCUGGGUUGGGAUUAGCGCUCGUCCUUCGACGCGUGGGGGCGCGUCAACAAGAUGGCGGGUGGUGGGGCCCGAGGAAACCCUUCGACGCGGUCAGUCGCACUUCGGGCCCCGUUCGCGGCAGACGUGUUAUUACUUUCAUUCUCCCAUACGUACGGCAAUUUCUCAAAGAAAUAUCUUGUAUCAUUCUUGAAGAAGACCACAAAGCAUCCCGGUAUUAACUUCGUUAAGAGAGAGAAAGAGGACAUAUACAUAUACAUAUACAUAUAUAUAUAUAUAUGUAUAUAACAAAAGAAACGCGGUAGAAAAAAAACUCGUCACAUUUUCAUCUCGUUUGAUUGCUCUCUUCCUCUCUUUCUCUCUCCCAUUAACUCUUUUUGCAUGUACAUAUCUAUUUCUCUCUUUGUCUAUUCGUGUAUGUACACGAGUACAUGAUGAAGCUUAACGAGAGAUAAGCGUUUAAUAUCGGAGGUGAAACUUGUAAAAGAGGUGUGACAUAGUAUUCGGUGGGUGCUCAUCAUAACAAAAAAAAAAAAAAAAAAAAAAAAAACAAAAAAAAGAAAAAAAAAAAAAAAAACUUUUU
Molecule: messenger RNA, 24111 nt
Organism: Vespa velutina
Lineage: Eukaryota; Metazoa; Arthropoda; Insecta; Hymenoptera; Vespidae
Gene: stan
Product: protocadherin-like wing polarity protein stan
Exons: 17
Coding region: 1727-11224 (3165 amino acids)
Biological process (GO): homophilic cell-cell adhesion; G protein-coupled receptor signaling pathway; cell surface receptor signaling pathway
Cellular component (GO): plasma membrane
Molecular function (GO): G protein-coupled receptor activity; calcium ion binding
Source: RefSeq, a predicted model, not a curated record